AUAAGCAAUCGAGAUUAUCUAAUUCCCACAUAAACAUUGUUUGUAAUUAGAAUAACUAGUAGUUAGUUAACAGACAAUUAGAAAAUUUACAGUUUCUAAAAAAUGAGAGCAAGGCAGUUUAUCCCAGCAAAAAGAGUUAAAUUAUUAUUUAUACCUUCAAUUUUUUACAAUUCAAGCAGACGUAUAAACAACAGCUCUAAUGUUCUUACAACUAAAUGUGAUCGUUCCUCCAAAACAUUUAAGCAAAACCAAAGCCGAAUGUUGGACCUUGUGACUCACUUAAAAGACGAUACUUGCAGAAUAUUAAGUGGAGGUGGCGGAAAAUCUGUAGAAAGACAUACAUCUAAAGGAAAACUGCUUGCUAGAGAUCGUAUUAAUUUAUUGCUAGACAAAAACAGCGCCUUUUUAGAAUUAUCAACAUUCGCUGGCUAUGAAAUGUACGGCAAAGAUGAAGUGAAUGCGGGUGGUAUUAUAACUGGAAUUGGAAAAAUCUGUGGGAAAGAUUGUAUGAUUGUGGCUAAUGAUGCCACUGUGAAGGGUGGAACAUAUUAUCCAAUAACAGUUAAAAAACACAUUAGAGCCCAAGAAAUUGCUCAACAAAAUAACCUACCGUGCUUAUAUCUGGUUGAUAGUGGAGGAGGAAACUUGCCACAUCAAGCAGAUAUAUUUCCUGACAGAGAUCACUUUGGAAGAAUAUUCUUUAAUCAAGCAAAUAUGUCUUCUUUGGGAAUACCACAGAUUGCUGUAGUCCUGGGUUCAUGUACAGCUGGUGGAGCUUACGUUCCUGCAAUGGCAGAUGAGUCAAUAAUUGUAAAACAACAAGGAACUAUAUUUUUAGCUGGGCCACCUCUUGUUAAAGCAGCAACUGGUGAAGAGAUAACUGCAGAAGAACUUGGUGGAGCAGAUGUUCAUUGUACAAUAUCUGGUGUUACAGACCAUUACGCGUUCAAUGAAGCACAUGCGUUGCAUAUAGCUCGAGGGAUAAUUAAAAAAUUGAAUAUCAAUACUCAGUCAACUUUUUCUGAACCUUUUGAAGAACCGCAUUAUGAUAUUGAAGAUCUCUAUGGCAUUUCGGAUCCCGAUUUAAAAAAAUCCUUUGACAUUAGAGAGGUAAUUGCUAGAGUCUUUGACGGUUCCAAAUUUGAUGAAUUCAAAAAGAAAUUUGGAGAAACACUAGUCUGCGGAUUAUCUAAAUUAUACGGAAAAGUUGUGGGUGUUAUUGGCAAUAAUGGAGUCUUGUUUUCUGAAGGCGCAAUCAAAGGUGCUCAUUUUGUUCAGCUGUGUUGUCAACGCAAUAUUCCGAUAAUCUUUCUUCAAAAUAUUACAGGGUUUAUGGUUGGUAAAGAUGCAGAAGCAAGUGGUAUUGCAAAACACGGAGCAAAGCUAGUUACAGCAGUUGCUUGUGCUGCAGUCCCCAAACUAACAGUUAUUAUUGGUGGUUCCUUUGGGGCUGGAAAUUAUGGGAUGUGUGGAAGGCCUUAUUCACCAAGGUUUUUGUACAUGUGGCCAAAUGCAAAAAUAUCAAUUAUGGGAGGAGCUCAAGCUGCAGAUGUUUUAUCACAGGUCUCAAGCAGAAACAAAAAGACAGCAAAGGAACAAGAACUGUUUAAGAAUGAAAUAAUACAAAAGUUUGAAAGAGAAGGUUCACCAUAUUUUAGUAGUGCAAGACUGUGGGAUGAUGGAGUCAUUGAUCCAAAAGAUACAAGAAAAAUUUUAGGGCUGAGUCUUGCAAUUACUUUUAAUAAAAAUAUAGAGAAGAGUCAAUUUGGAGUGUUCAGAAUGUAAAAAUUAAAACUUCUUGAAAAACAAAAAUAAUUUUUAAUAAACAUACUUUUAUUUUAUUUUA
Molecule: messenger RNA, 1846 nt
Organism: Agrilus planipennis (emerald ash borer)
Lineage: Eukaryota; Metazoa; Arthropoda; Insecta; Coleoptera; Buprestidae
Gene: Mccc2
Product: probable methylcrotonoyl-CoA carboxylase beta chain, mitochondrial
Exons: 8
Coding region: 103-1785 (560 amino acids)
Biological process (GO): L-leucine catabolic process
Cellular component (GO): methylcrotonoyl-CoA carboxylase complex; mitochondrion
Molecular function (GO): methylcrotonoyl-CoA carboxylase activity
Source: RefSeq, a predicted model, not a curated record